Messenger RNA from Penicillium odoratum, 1638 nucleotides. RefSeq names its product putative carboxylesterase. The transcript is spliced from 3 exons. The record is from RefSeq and is a predicted model, not a curated record. Bases 1 to 1638 code for a protein of 545 amino acids. Lineage: Eukaryota; Fungi; Ascomycota; Eurotiomycetes; Eurotiales; Aspergillaceae. Gene Ontology annotation, molecular function: carboxylic ester hydrolase activity.
AUGCAGGCCACUUACAACACAGCAAGCAUCUUCAUUGUCGAUCCCCCGCAAAUCGCUGGGCUCGCACCAGGCUUACUAUCUGCUUCAUCGUUACCCCGGUCGGGUGUUGUGGAUCUCGGGUACUCGCAGUACCAGGGGACAACGUUGUACAAUGAUGUUGAUGAGUUUCUCGGCAUAAGAUAUGCAAAGGCACCAGUGGACAACUUGCGAUUCCGAGCGCCACAGGAUCCCGAGUCGACGAAUGAAGUCUUGGAUGCAACAUCGUUUGGUCCCGUUUGUGUAGGUGUUGCAGAGACUGUCGGUUCCACCUACGGUGAAGAUUGUCUGUUUGUCAAUAUUUGGCGGCCCAAUAACGCUUCCAAUGCCAAUCUCCCCGUGUGGGUGUUUAUAUCCGGGGGUGGAUAUGCAGACCUCUCCAAUGCCAAUUAUAACGGGAGCGAAGUCGUCGAAAAAUCCGGUAACGAUAUUGUCUUGGUCAAUUUCAACUAUCGCGUCGGUGUUCUGGGAUUCCUGGCGAGUGAAGAGGUUCGCAAGGGUGGAGAUCUGAAUGUCGGCUUGCUUGAUCAGCGGAAAUUGCUGGCUUGGGUCCAGCAGAAUAUCCACCUCUUUGGUGGAAACCCGGACCAUGUGGUGAUUCAUGGCGAUUCGGCGGGUGCAGGAUCUGUUGCGCAUCACAUCACUGCGUAUGGGGGACGCGACAUGAAUCUUUUCGCCGGCGCAGUGGCUGAGUCGAAUUUCUGGCCAACACAGCGGACGGUUGCGGAAAUGGAAUUCCAGUACACGAGGUUUGCGCAAGAUGUUGGCUGUGGUAGUGCUGAUGACAUUCUCGAAUGUCUUCGUGAUGUCGAUAUCCAGACGAUUCAGGAGUAUGACGUUGAUGAGCCUUUCCCUGGUGGCAGUAGUAGCCCCGUGCCGCUGUGGUACUUCCUCCCCGUAGUUGAUGGGGAAUUGGUACCGGAUAUUCUGUACAGACUAUUUGAGGAGGGAAAGGUGGUCCAUGUCCCAGUGAUGGUCUCGGAUGAUACCAAUGAAGGCACUGCCUUUGCAGUCAACGCGACUGAUCCCGCCGAAGUGGCCCAGUUCUUGAAGAACAACUACCCGAAACUCACCGAUGAUCAGCUUCAAAUUAUCAACGAAGAGUACCCUCUAAUGGAAGCACUUCCUAAACAUGCUGCUUAUUUCCCCUCUGCUGCAGCCGCAUACGGUGAUUCGACGUUCACUUGCCCAGGCAACCACAUGUCAGCCUCAAUGGCACGAUUUGUCUCAUCUGACAUAGUGUGGAACUAUCGUUGCAACAUUCUGGACGCAACAGAGAUUGCUAAAGGCAUGGGUGUUCCGCAUGUAUUUGAGAUGCCUGCUGUCUUCGGGCUUGGUCAAACCAGCGUAGCGUCGUUGUCUUUUGCCACCACCAACGCCGAUAUGGUUCCUAUCAUUAUGGAUUAUUAUCUCAGUUUCAUCAAGGCGCUUGACCCAAACACUUUCCGGAAUGAAAAUGCGCCGCUUUGGAAGACUUGGGGAUCGGGAACUGGGGAGCGAUUGAGACUACAGACCAACUCUACGGCCAUGGAAUUCGUGCCUCAGGACCAGGUGGAACGAUGUGCGAUGUGGCAGAAGUUUGCGAUGACGAUGGAGUUGUGA